Chara braunii is the source of this 3154-nucleotide messenger RNA. The record is from the annotation of a GenBank genome assembly. Lineage: Eukaryota; Viridiplantae; Streptophyta; Charophyceae; Charales; Characeae.
GCUAGCUUUUGAAUUUGGCGUAUCAAAUGAAGUAACUCAAUCAUUGGUGGGACCCUAUCAGGAAGACCCCGUCACGAUGGACAUCAUCCGCAAACUUCAGGCAAAAGACAAGGCCACAGAAAGUGAGUUUGUGAUGGUGGAUGGGCUAAUCUAUCUUGAUAAGGCCGGAGUAAAGAGAUUGGUAGUUCCAUCUAGUGAACAGUUGCGUAGUUUAUUUUUAGGCGAAUGUCAUGACGCAACUGGGCACUUUGGCUACAAGAAGACGAGUGCUAACUUAGUACAACGAUUUUGGUGGCCCAGAAUGUUAGAUGAGGCAAAGAAGUAUGUUGAGACCUGUCAAGUCUGUCAGCGGGACAAGCCGCGAACUCAAGCGCCGCUUGGGUUAUUGAAGCCUUUACCUAUUCCUUAUGGUCCAGGAUUGAGUGUUUCCAUGGAUUUCAUGGACACUCUUGUGACCAGCAAGAGUGGUAAGAGGCACAUUUUCGUCAUCAUUGACAGAUUCACCAAGUACGCUAGACUAAUACCAAUGYCAGAGACAGCCAGGACGGAAUAUGUCAUCAAGUUGUUCAAGGACAACUGGGUAAGGGACUUUGGUUUACCAAAGACCAUCAUUAGUGACCGAGACGUCCGAUUCACAAGUGAGUUGUGGAAGAGGACUGCGGAACAGAUGGGCAGUCAACUUCAGAUGACUUCAGGGAAUCAUCCCGAAGCCAACGGACAGGCCGAACAAAUGAAUAGAGUUGUACAGCACUUGCUGAGGCACUACAUCAAGCCCAGCCAGGAUGACUGGGAUGAGCAGUUACCUCUCAUCGCCAGCCUGUACAACAAUGCUAUACAUAGUAGUACCGGCGUUAGUCCUAACCAGCUGCACUUAGGAUGGAAGCCUAGAUCAGCAUUAGACUUCCUCCUACCUGAAAACCGACCCGCUGCAACUCCAGGCACACUUGAAUACGGUGUGCAAUACGAGAAAUUGUUGCAAGAGGCUGUUGAACAUAUGAAGAAGGCUCAGCAAGCUAUGAUUGCUUCUGAGAAUCAACAUCGCAGACAGUCCACAUUUCAGGUAGGGGAACGUGUCUGGGUCAAGGCUAGCGAGCUAGGACAGGAAUUCGGAAUCUCUCGCAAACUAAUGCCUCAGUACUUUGGUCCCUGGGAAGUCUUGGAUGUAGUGGGAGAUGAGUUUGUGGAGGGUUCAGAGUUUGACGGUGAGGAGAGUGUUGAGGGUAGCAACCUCGCCGCCGCCUUAGAGGACCUUCAAGGUGAGUGGUCGGCAAGGGACCCUCAUGAGUCCUGGGUGGCACUAAGUAGAGGUCCUAGAGUGGAGCACUUCGUUGUGGAAGUUGAUGUGGGCGGUAGCAAGUGCGGCGCCUUCGUAGACAUUGGCUCCACACGAAACUUCAUAAGUGGCGACUGCGUUGACAGACUGUGCCUAAAGGACCGGGUGCAGCGCCUUAGUAGACCGGUAGCAUCUACUUUGGCCAACAAAGAGCGCAUGAUCGUGGAGGACUACGUUAAAGAUAUUGUCUGCACCUUCUCCUACCCAGGAGGAGAAAUAAACCACAAGAUAUCAUUCCUGGUGAGUGACGAGUUGCCCUUUGACAUGUUAUUGGGCAUGUACUACCUCGAGGUUGCCAAGCCCCAGUUUGACUGGGACAAGAAGGUGUUGAAGCACGAGUUGCCUAGUGGGAGAACCGUGAGACUGGCCAAGUACAAAGUCGGUAGGUUAGUAGACUCCUAUGGGUGCUUAUGCGCAUCUGCCUUUUAUAAUUAUUAUAAACAGAACCAAGAGGAAGGAAUGUACUUAGUCUAUGUCUCUGCAAAAAGGGAGGCCGUUAAAACACCCCCAGAGAUAGAGACCAUCAUCGCUAAGUACCCAGAUCUGUUUGAGGAGCCUACAGGAGUCGUAGACAGGGAGAUUGUCCAUGCCAUAGAGAUUAUCCCAGGUAGUAAAACACCAAAGGGUAGAAUCUAUAGGAUGGCUCCAGCCGAGUUGGACGAACUUCAGCGGCAACUGAAAGAGCUCACAGAGAAGGGUUGGAUCCGGCCUAGCACUUCCCCCUUUGGCUCACCAGUAUUGUUUGUUCCAAAGAAAGGGGGAACACUAAGGAUGUGCAUUGGUUAUAGAGGCCUCAAUGCCAUCACCGUUAAGAACGCAGAGCCUCUACCACGCAUCGACGACCUAUUGGAUACGGUGCAGGGGUCCUACAAGGAAGAUCCCAUCACGAUGGACAUCAUCAACAAAAUACAGGCUAAAGAUAAGGCCACCACUGAUGAGUUUGUGAUGGUGGAUGGGUUGCUCUUUCUUGAGAAGGCAGGGUUCAAGAGGUUAGUUGUUCCAUCUAGAGAGACUUUGCGUAGUUUAUUUUUAGGUGAGUGCCACGACGCAAUGGGACACUUCGGCUAUAAGAAGACGAGUGCUAAUUUAGUACAGCGAUUCUGGUGGCCCAACAUGCUUGACGAUGUGAAGAAGUACGCGGAGACCUAUCAGGUAUGUCAGCGGGACAAGCCGCAGACUCAAGCACGGCUUGGGUUACGCAAGCCUUUACCCAUUCCUGCUGGCCCUGGGCAGAGUAUAUCCAUGGACUUCAUGGAUACUCUUGUGACCAGCAAGAACGGCAAGAGGCACAUCUUCGUUAUAGUGGAUAGGUUCACUAAGUACGCUAGACUAAUCGCCAUGCCAGAGACUGCGAGGACUGAGCACGUCAUCCAGUUGUUCAUGGACAACUGGGUGCGUGAUUUUGGAUUGCCUAAGACUAUUGUUAGUGAUAAAGAUGUCCGUUUCUCUAGUGAGAUGUGGAAGCUUCAGAUGACUUCUGGGAAUCAUCCCGAAGCAAAUGGACAGGUUGAACAGAUGAACCGAGUGGUGCAGCAUCUGUUGAGGCAUUACAUCAAGCCCAACCAGGAUGACUGGGAUGAGAAGUUACCUCUCAUCGCCAGUCUGUACAACAACGCUGUACACAGCACCAUCGGUGUCAGUCCUAACCAACUACAUCUGGGAUGGAAGCCUAUAUCUGCUCUAGACUUCCUCCUGCCUGAAAAUCGAACGGUUGCAACUCCUGGAACCAUCGAAUUUGGUGUCUAGUAUGAGAAACUGCUGCAGCAGACUGUCGAACACAUUAAGCAAUCUCAGGAGGUCAUGAUUGCUUCUGAGAACAAG